Messenger RNA from Moneuplotes crassus, 1669 nucleotides. The record is from the annotation of a GenBank genome assembly. Lineage: Eukaryota; Ciliophora; Spirotrichea; Euplotida; Euplotidae.
AUGCAAACUAAUACCAAUGUUGCACCAGACACUGCUACUAAUUCCGUGGUAGAGAAUUCAAGGAUAUCAACUCCAGUCGGCAUACUCUCAAUCAUCAGCUUUAUCAUAGGCGCUGCACUAGUGGCGUUACCAUAUUCUGCAUAUCAUAUGGGUAUUUUUACCAUUCCAUACCAUAUUUUCAAUUGAGUCUGAGCCAUUUACUCGAUUCAUCUGUUUCUAAAAUGAGCAGAAGUGACAGGUCAUGACUCGACAGCUCGGAUUGGGUGUGAAGUGCUGGGAAAGUCCUCGUUAUACUUGGUAAACUCACUCCAAAUAAUCGUCUUCGGAAUGUUACCUAUUGCCUACUUGAUUAUCAUAGGCCAAUCUUUAAGUUCAAUGCUGAGGUGGAUAGAUAAAAUUGAUAGCAAGUACAGACACUCCCUAGGCGAUCAAUGGUUUAGUAUCGUUGUGCUAUCACUCUUGUUGGCUCCUUGGAUAUUCAAAAGGAAGUUUGAAGAUCUCAAAGUGAUUGGAGUGAUACUAUUCUCUACAACAAUAAUAUUUGCAACUUCAUUUUUCUUCUUAUGAGUCUUCUUUAAAACCCCAUGGCUCGAUCACUAUCAAAAUAUAAAUUGGAACAAAUUAAUGAAACCUGAGUUUGACAAUGAGUUCUUUGCAUCUUUGUCAACCCCUCUGGUAGCAUAUGGGUUCCAGUCAGCAUUCUUCCCAGUUUACAACAGUUUGAAAGAGAAGAAUUACACUCAAGGCAUUAUCUCAACUAUUUUGGCGAUGACUUUUUGAUUUCUCAUCUAUAUGAUGGUUAUUUUUGCAUCCCUGCCUACUUUCGGAGAGGAAAUUUGUAGAGAUGUUCUCCAUAAUUUACAUAGUGAUGGUAAUAGACAUUCUUGGCAAGGUAUCCUUCUCAAAAGUCUCUACAUAGUCAUCUUGAUAGGACAUUUCCCAUAUGUGUUUCUGAUGGCCAAUAAGUCCCUUCUUGGGAUAAUAGCUUUGCUUUGCAUUAGAGGAGAAACGCAAAACGAAACUGAGAAUAUUGAGUCUGGAGAAAGUUUCCAAAACCCACAUGUAAGGAGCAGAUUAGUUCCUACCGAAAGAGUUCAAUUGCUUUCAGCUGAAAAUAAUCAACAAUAUGAAGCUGGUCAGCUUCAUAAGCUAGCAGCAAAGACCCAAGACUAUGAUGAGCUAAACCAUACUGAUGAAAGUAUGAUUGAAAUAGAGAAUUCUAAACCAUCGGAUACUAAUCUUGAAUUUGGAAGCAAUAGCUUGAUCCAGGUUCUGUCAGCAGAAGACACCAACGUAGAAACUGUCUCUAGUAGCUGGAGACGCUUAAUCUACUAUUCAGUGACUAUCUCCUUAUACCUAGUCAUUGUGCUAUCGGCAUGUUUUAUUCAUAAUGUGGAAUCUGUCAUCAGGCUGGUAGGCUCAAUUGGUAAUUCAUUUUUGAAUUUUACUUUUCCUGGAUUAUUCUAUUUCGUGAUCAUGCGAAGGCAUGGUGUGAACAACAGCUGGUGGCAGCUAGGAUUAGCCCUCACCCUAUGCAUCUAUGGAAUAGUUACAGGAAUUUUACUAACAGGGUUUAAUAUUUUUGUGCACCCUGAAGUUAGAGUAAAAGAAUGAUUAGAUUAAGAUUUCAUCAUAUAUUGUAAAAUCUGUUAAUUUAUCAUGACAAAGU